AUGGCCACCAACACAUCGCCCAGGACCGCCACCUGGGCCCCAUUCUCCUCCAUGAACCCUACUACAACGCAGCACGACUUCCGCUUCCCCAGGAGGCCUGACCAGUUCAUCGCCGACCGCUACGGUCCGGACCUCAACAAUGCAGCAGCAGCUUCGCCCGCCCACAGCAAGGCGAGCUCAGAUCUCCGAUCCAGCCUCCAGGAACUCAAGCUCGACAUUUCUUCGACCUACGAUAACGCUCAAGAUAAGCUUCUUCAAUUUGAAGAUUUCCUCUCCGCCAAGCCGCCCAUGGACUCUACCCUUAGCGACUUCAAGCAGAUGCAGAGGGAAGACCCUCUGGCUUUGCAAGUCUGGAAGUUCUAUGCGCGAACGAGACAACUUCUUCCCGACCAGCAGCGUAUGGAAAACCUGACGUGGAGGAUGAUGCACGGAACCCUUCUAAGGCAUCGCCUCGAACAGCUGAACAACCGUGAGCGCCCGGGACUGAUGAGAAAUGUGUCCAGCAGCAACGCUCCGAGCGGCAUCGCUCAGCAGCUGCAAAAGUCCUCGGAGCAGGAGCAAGACUACUCGUCCCAGGUUGAUCUCAUGAACAUAGAUGACUUCAUCUUCUCGGAUAGUGCUGCUACACCGCUUGCUUCUCACGCCGAGACCCCUCGUCCUGCCAACUUUGCCCCAGACAACAUGCAGGGCAUCACCACCUCUCACCCUCACGCGCAUUCCUCUGCUAUUCCUAUCAAGUCCCGUAAGGACUCGCAGCAACGGUUUACACCGCAGUCUGUUCCGUUCCCUCCGCGCCACCAGGGCGAGUUCAACUAUGUGGCCCGUCAUGUUCGCAAGACGAGCAUUGACGAUAGACGUACUCGCAAGCGUCCGGCCGACUUCUCUCCCCAUGUCCCCGCUGUCAAUAGUACUACAGGCCGACCGAAUGAACUGGAUGCCGAUUCUGAUCUCCACGAGUACUCGCUGGAUUCGGCCAACCAGAAUGGCAUCCCUCAGCAGCAACCUGGUCAACCUGGAGUUCCAUACCAUUUGGACACCUUCAACCUGGAGACUGAUCCCAUUCUUGCUUCCGCUGGACCCUACCAGCAGCAAUUCUUCUCGCCAUCUACUUCGCCCAUGAUGACGAAUGGCUCGUUCGCUGGUGUUUACAAUAACAACUCUAUGCCCGGAUCAUCGAUGAACAUGGGUGACUUUUACUCGCCUAACGCUUCCGGUUACCAUUCUACUGCCACGACGCCACAUGCGGCCCCUGAAGGCGAGGGCUUCUACUUUGGAUCGAUGGACAUCCGCAACCAGCGACAGCAAGGAGCCGGUUUCCGCAAUCCUGCCAACUAUGGUGGCAACACGUCUGGCCAGGCUUUCGUGUACGGUCCCAACAAUGGAAGCUCGGCGUUUUCUGUGUCUGCCCCAAGCUCUGAGCCACCUUCGGCUUAUAGCACCGCACCGAGCUCGUUCGGACACAUCGAUCCUUCGCAAGUUUUCCAGCAGCAAGAUCAGCUGGUGAGGUCGCCGAGGUCCUCUGUGAACAACGACAACAUGUUCUCGUUCGGAACGGAUUCGGAUGAUGACGACGGCAGCGCUUUUGCCGACCGAAAUAUGGCCAUGGCCGGUAACUUCUCGCCCACGCCUAUGGAAGAGAGCAGUUCCUUGCAGUGGGAUGCUUCUCUUCCCGGUCAAUUCAGCACUCAGGCUGCACGCUACCCUGGCGGCCCUCCUCGCAAAUCCGUCACGAUUGGAGGAACGACUACUGAUUAUGUCGAGACUGGUGGAGAAUGGGACAAGAAUGGUAUCAACCGGUCGCAGUCACAGACCUUUAAGUCGGGCGGCGUGGAGAAGCGCCAAAGGUUGCCGAGGACGUCGUCCACCUCAUCUGCGGCUCGCCUCGCUACCCGAGGUAGCACGGCCAACAACGCUGACAGAACGGCUCGAUCUACGCCGAGCUCUCCGCCUGCGGAUGGUGCUGUGUCAGGAUUCUCGUCUGCCGCUCCCAGCCGACCGUCGUCGCCAGCUCCGUCGAAGCACGGCUCGACCACCAAUCUUCAGAAUGCCGGAAAUAGUCAGGGAGAGAGCAACACACCUACCACUUGUACUAACUGCUUCACGCAAACCACUCCCCUGUGGCGCCGCAACCCUGAGGGUCAGCCCCUUUGCAACGCUUGUGGUUUGUUCUUGAAACUGCACGGAGUUGUGAGACCGCUGAGCCUGAAGACGGAUGUCAUCAAGAAGCGUAACCGUGGUUCGGGACCGAACGUAUCCGGUAGCGGUGCGGGCACGAGGUCCAAGAAGAACGCUUCGGGGACAAACUCUGCCUCCGCAUCUCGGAAGAACUCGUCGCUCGCGGUAUCUGCGAUGGCUAACAGUAGUGGCACGAUGGGUAAUUCCUCGUCUACCUCUACUAAACGCGGCGGUGGUGUUACCAGCAGUGAAGCCCCGUCGGCCGAUGUUAGUCCCGGAUCCAAAGCUACGGGAAGCACCGCCUCCACAAACUUCCAGGGGGCUGCUGGGGCUGUCGGAGGGAAAGGUGUCGUGCCCAUUGCCGCAGCUCCCCCUAAGUCGACCCCUGGUCCUGGUGCGUCCUCUAUCUCGAGGUCGAUGUCGAUGAGUUCAAAGCGCCAGAGACGGCAUAACAAGAACGUCGAUAUCGACCUCUCGGGUGAAAUGGAUGUGGACAGCCCGGAGAACUCGACCGGAUCCAAUGAGGCUACUGGCAAGUCCACGUCUGGUUUAACCCACGCUCAUAGUUCCGCCAGCCUAGGACUGGCGAGUGCCUUUGGCAUGUCUCAGCGACCGAUAGGAUCCCAGAGUAUGAUCUCUAUGGCCGGUGCUCGGCCAUCAGGUGUCAUGGGUAAUCCCGCGGCGGGAUCUUCUGGAGCGCAGGAGUGGGAGUGGCUUACGAUGAGUCUCUAG
This is a messenger RNA of Scedosporium apiospermum, 2907 nucleotides long. RefSeq names its product Nitrogen regulatory protein areA. The transcript is spliced from 3 exons. Gene Ontology annotation, molecular function: DNA-binding transcription factor activity, RNA polymerase II-specific; zinc ion binding; RNA polymerase II cis-regulatory region sequence-specific DNA binding. Gene Ontology annotation, biological process: positive regulation of transcription by RNA polymerase II; negative regulation of transcription by RNA polymerase II. Lineage: Eukaryota; Fungi; Ascomycota; Sordariomycetes; Microascales; Microascaceae. The record is from RefSeq and is a predicted model, not a curated record. Bases 1 to 2907 code for a protein of 968 amino acids.